GGUCACCUUGAUUAUAUACGAAGGCAUCACGACAAAUGUCUUGUUGGUCCAGUCUCUGGUGAUACACCGCAGAGUAUAUAUGGUCCAACUGUCAACGAAUGGACGUCAUUUUCCUUAGGAGAAUAUGUAGAGAGGAACUAUGGACAUAUGUAUUCUGGAGCCUCCGCCUCAUCUGCAAAUAUUGCCUUACACGUGCCUCAGGGCGAGAUGGAUCAGACCAUGGCGCAAGAUGUUAUAUCUCCAGAUCCUGCACCACCUGCGCUACCCGCAUCACCUGCACCACCUGCACCACCUGCACCACCCGCGUUACCCACAUCACCUGCAGUACCCGCAUCGCCUGCACCAAUGCCACCUGCGCCAAUGCCGCCUGCGCCAAUGCCACCUGCGCCAAUGCCACCUGCACCAAUGCCGCCUGCACCAAUGCCGCUGACACCUACGAGGCUGACUCCCUCACCGACUCAGACGCCAGUGAUGUCGAUGCCCUCACCGAUGCAGACACCAGUGAUGCGGACGCCCUUGCCAAUGCCGACACCAGUGAUGCGGACACCCUCGCCAAUGCAGGCACCAGCCUAUCCUGAUUACAGGCAUGGUACGCCUUCUGGUUUACAAAAUUGUGAUAAUUUUGGUGAAGGCAAUGGUGCUGAGCCUGCACAACCUGGUCCGCUACAGUGCCCUACUGCAGGUAGCUUUUUGGAUGGCCCACCAAGUCCCUUGGAGUCAGCAGCAAUUCCGGCACCUCAGGUCAAUGGUGAAGAUCCACUCUGUCGCCUCAUUGAUGUUCGGGAGUUUGAUGCCUUACGCUUGAUGACAAAAUUUCAGCCUGAUCUUAAACUCUUUGUUUGUGAACGGUGCCGGUGCGGUGUAUGGGCAGAUCAACUUGUAGGCCAUAUAAUCAAUAAUCACAAGCAACAUCUAUCGCACAGCGUGAAGAAAACCACUCUAGAAAUCACGAUAAAAGCAGCAAGCCAAAAACUUGGUGCUGCAGAGUAUUCUCAGCGUCCAAUAGUUUUGCCAAAGCGGGUUCUUCCACCUCUUCCUUGGCUACUAGAGCCCGUUCGAGGUUUCCAAUGCCGUCACUGUCCCUACGUGGCUGGAACAUUUGAUUCAGUUGGGGAUCAUGGAAAGAAAACUCAUCCACGCCACGAACUAGGGCCGUGCAUCUCUAAACAAGAUCAACCUGUUUUUGCUCAGCGCCUAUUUUCCAAGAAUCAGUAUUUCGUCGUUCACAUGAUGUUGCAGAACGUAGGCCCCGAUCAUCUUUUUGCGAAGUUCUAUUCUACCCUUUCUGCCCGCUACAUCAAUGGUGCAUUUGUGACAGGCGACUUGUCCGACACUUCGGAUGUUGCAGAACACUCGCCAUUUUUGACAAAUACUGGCUGGGCCGAAGCAACAAAAGGAUAUUCUCUCGCCGCAUUGCGAGAUCUUUCUGUCUCCAAAGUUGUCAAACAGGAUAUCGACUGCAUAGCUCGUAUCAAGGGCAUUGGAGCAAAAUACCUCUCCAUGAUUUCCUCUGCAUCAGAGAUUGACCAUGCUCUUUUGGACGAGCUUACCAGCUGGCGCACUCGAUAUCGUCCAUUCCAGAUACUACAGGAAAGGCACUCAGUCGAAGGCUAUGGAGUCCAUUGUGACCGCCUUAUUAUGAUGAUUUUACGCAUAAAGUCCAUUCAGACUGAUUCUGAUGAAGGAACAAGCAGCGAGGCCAGCUCUGACUAUGAGAGCCAUGGAGAAUGCGAGGGCAUUGAAGAAGAUAUCAUCAUCCCAGGGUUGGAUUGGAAUGACAUGGACUUUGCAGAUGGAGAUGGAGAUGAAGACGAAGACGAAGAAGGCGAGAGGGGGCCUAUAUCAUGGCCUGAUGAAGACGGAUCGGAAAAUUUGACUUGCCUGAGCGCCGCAGAUGAUCACCCACCUUACCCCAUCUUCCUGAAUGCUAUUCAGAAGCGGCGUGCAAAGAUACUAAGAGAGUCCUGUGCCGAUCCUGACUCGCCUGAAGAACAGCUCAUGGAAGCUUAUCAUUUGCUCCUGUUGUCUGUAUUCACUACUCACACCAGCGACAAUCCAAGGCCUCUUCACUCUUUUGUUGAUUCAUUUGUCAUAUCUACCAGCGUUAACGCCCAGGGUCAUUUUGCGUCGCCUCACCUUAUCUCCAGCCAUUUGUCCAAGAUUGUUUAUGUCGGACUUUUCUCUAUCUUAACCGAGGUCAUGAAAUCCCCAGAUCCUUACCAAACGUUCAUGAAGACCAUGAAAGUGUGGAUAGAACCUGGUAUGCGCACGCCAUUUUGCACUAUCCGAAGAUACUCUCGACUAUGCUAUGCGAUAUGCCGAGGACACAUAGCCCUACCUAGACUCCAGUUUGCAGUAUUGGAUGGGCCAGACUUUACGUUUGAUGGCAAGUCGCUGUCUGUAACCUCCAUGACGCGGAUGUACCACAGUGUCUAUCGGGAUAUGGUCCAUAUACUUGAACAAGAUCUUCUAUUUGGAGCAAGCGAUGCUGAUCUGCAUCCUCUCAAGACGCCAAAGGAAAUUACAGACAAUACCCAUGAACGCGUCCUUGGACGCGGUGUGUUGGUUUCAGAAAUGCAGGCAGCAUGGGUCUUGAUGAAGCUUAUAAUGAGCGAUGAAAAGCUCAUGAAGAAGUAUUUUAGCAUCGAUUCCAAUGGACAUCCAGUGCCGCGCAAGGGAGCAUGGGAAGAGUAUCUGGAUAGUAUCGAAGUGUUCAAGGAACACUUCUAUUUUUUAUUCCAUCAGAUUCCGGGAAUGCCGAAACGGGGCGCAGAAGAGAUUCGGACCAAGAUCGUGGAUACAAGUUUCCGCAGCCGCAACCUUAUGUACCUCUUUCGCCGACUUGCCUGUAUAGGAGAUUACAGCAAAUCAUCUCGAAACUCUGGCAACGACAAACUCACCCUUCAUUUCAUGGCUCGCCCUCUAGAAAUUGUACUCAGGCGAUUUCAGGCAUCUGUAGCCACCAUUGGCGCAUGGGCUAUUGAUCUUGUGCUUCCUGCGGAGUCCAUCGAUCCUCAUCACCACUGUUAUCUCUUAUCUAGCAAGGGCCAGAGAUGGACGUCUGAGCGACUUUCUCGCAUCCUUCAGCAGCUCACUAGCAAACACCUUCCCGGUAAGGUCUGCCUUAACAUGAGCUCGCUGAGGCACAUCCUGCCUGGCAUUGCAGAGCAUUACCACAUCUCAGAUGUCCUAACUCCGAGAACUGAUGACGUGUUACACUCUCAGCUUGGCCAUAAUCAAAAUACAGGUGAUCGGAUGUACGCCAGAACGCAUCAAGAUCAUCCUCAGCUAACAAGCACUAUGGCUCACCGAACGAUGAGGUUUUGCGAUCUCUGGCAGGAGCUAUUAGGAUUCAAAGAAGACACCCCCAACGAAGAUGCUGCCCUCUCCCUCCAGGCGUCUUAUGCUCACCAGCAAUCCUCUUCUAAAAAUACACUUUCAUCCCUGUGGACUCGGAGAAGUAGCCCCAUCGCAGCCUCAAAUCCCGAUAUGACAGUGCCCCCUCAUAACCAUGAUCUUCUUGAGGAGAUUCAAAGUAUGCGGGCUGCUUUAGCCAAGCUGACUCAUAUGGUGUCGUCCAUCUCCCGAGCAGUCCUUCCAUCAGGCACUGCAGCGCCUGCCAUCCAAUUAUCUCGACAGUCUAACUCUGGCAUCGUCCAUUUAACUACUGCCUCGGCCGAUGGUCUGGGCCAAUCUGAUGACCUAGUUAAUACUACUAGUGCAGCUCUUGACGCCAAUAGCCCACCAGCUGAUUAUGAGGUUUCCCAUAACCAGCAACUGGCUAAACGCCGAAGUCUACCAAGCAAUUCUGAAGACGAGGUGGAAGAACGGCCUUUGAAGCGGUUGAGGACCAAUGCACUUGGAGAUGAUCGGGGUCCCUUGGGCAUUGACAGUUUGUCACUUCACACUGAAGAAAGACCUGCCAGCGCCGAUUCUGAGGCUCUCCAAGAAGACAUUAGCAAAGUAUACUGCCCUCAGUGCGAUGUCCACCUCUCCGGCUCUGAUUCCGAUAUAGCUACUCAUUUUCAAGACAAAAAACGUCAAGAAGGCAUCAACAGCUGGCAUAUACGCAGUUUCAAGGCUCCUGUUGCAGGGCAAAGGCACGAAAUUUUCAUUCACCGCGCAAGAGACCUCAAAUUUCUGUGUCCUUGCGGUUUUUCAGAUUACGAAAAGCAUGCAAUGCAGGCUCAUCUCGCUUCACUCAUACCAAGAGCGGGAGAAAGCCAAGUUGGACACGAAAAUAAUAAGAUGGUUCCUGUGCAUGCAAGCCCAGCUCUAGCCAUCAUUCGCUUGUGCACCUUCUCUCCCUCUUUCUUGAUCGUUCCUGCAACGUAA
Messenger RNA from Suillus discolor, 4335 nucleotides. RefSeq lists its product as uncharacterized. Gene Ontology annotation, cellular component: spliceosomal complex. The record is from RefSeq and is a predicted model, not a curated record. Gene Ontology annotation, biological process: mRNA cis splicing, via spliceosome. The annotation marks the transcript as partial. The transcript has 8 exons. Lineage: Eukaryota; Fungi; Basidiomycota; Agaricomycetes; Boletales; Suillaceae.